Alternaria triticimaculans is the source of this 1164-nucleotide messenger RNA. RefSeq lists its product as uncharacterized. The transcript has 4 exons. Bases 1 to 1164 code for a protein of 387 amino acids. Lineage: Eukaryota; Fungi; Ascomycota; Dothideomycetes; Pleosporales; Pleosporaceae. The record is from RefSeq and is a predicted model, not a curated record. Gene Ontology annotation, molecular function: oxidoreductase activity.
AUGCGUCUACUCGAUUUCGCGGCUCUGGCGCUUGUCAGUGGUACCGGUGCGUUCAAAGUCACAGAGCACGACAAAUUGGCAGCUCUUGGGCUUGCCAACGUUGGGAUCGAUGUAGCAAAGAAUGGCUACCCAAAUCCCGGCCAGUGCACACUGAAGAACGUAGCUGUUCGACGCGAGUGGUCAAUGCUUUCGAAGCCCGAGAGGCGGAACUACAUUGAUGCCAUCAAGUGUUUACACUCAAAGCCUUCUCUUACCCCUGCUUCCGUCGCUCCUGGAGCAAGGAGCCGCUUCGACGACUUUGUUGUGACACAUGUCUUGCAGACAUACUCUGUACAUGCAACUGCAAACUUCCUAUCAUGGCACCGAUAUUACAUUUAUGCCUAUGAGCAAUUGCUGCGCAACGAAUGUGGUUACAAGGGCUACCUACCAUACUACAACUGGGCAUGGUGGCACGAAGACCCAGCAUCAUCUCCCCUUUUCGACGGCAGUGAUACCAGUAUAUCUAAUGCUGGAGCCUACAUCCCCGACAGGAACUACACAUGCAUUCCAUCUGAAGCACAGGGAUGUCCUAUCAAGCUCCCGCCCGGAAGUGGCGGUGGCUGCGUUUCCGGGCCGUUAGCGAACUGGACCAUGUCUCUCGGGCCCAUCGAUAGCAAAGUUAAAGAUCUCAAGCCGAACCCGCAAGCUGAUGGUCUGGGCUACAACCCAAGAUGUUUAAGCCGGGAUGUGAACAAGCACUCUGCUUACGAGUCGAGGGACGAAGUCAUCACCGAACUUAUCAAGAACAGCAAAGACAUUCUCACCUUCCAAAACCGCAUGCAGGGUGAUUACCCCAACAAGUACAUGGGUGUUCACACCGCUGGUCACUACACCGUUGGAGGAGAUGCUGGCUCUGACUUUUUCAACUCGCCAUCCGACCCUGCCUUCUACUUCCAUCAUGCACAAAUCGAUCGCACGUGGUGGAUCUGGCAGAACCAAGACCUGAAGAACAGGAGAAAUGCGAUCGACGGCACCAUCACGUUCUUGAAUAGCCCACCGAGUCGCAACGGCACACUAAACGAUACGUUGACCCUGGGUCCGAUGCUUCAGGAUACAUUUGAGAAUAUCACGAUCAAGGAUGCGAUGAGCACGCUUGGUGGGCCGUUCUGCUAUAUCUAUGUGUAG